ACGGUAGGUAUUUGUUUUCUUUGAGAGAUAAGUAUCUGUUCGUAAGAACUAUUUACUUAUUAUAUACUCGUACUCUGUGUUACGCACAAUGAAGGUAGAGGUAAGGAAUACAAUGUCCAAGUACCAAAAAGUAACCGUCAAAAAACCUUAAAUUAGGAUUUAAGUUUUUUUGACCUUUAAUGCUCAGGGCCGCAGCUAUUCGGUGGAAUGAGAUAGCAAUAUCGAUUGCUCCCACUAACGCAUAAAUGCGUUCCUGGGUGUGUCGAGACUAGACUAGGCACGUAUUAUUCUAUUAGUAUUUUAGUAGUUAAUUUCUUAUUUGGCUGGCAACAUUACGUAGAUGAUUAAAAAAAAAAACAGAAUGACAAUGACAUUAAGAGUUGUUGGCACUACCUGACUCAUUUUUGCUAAAAUGUUUGUACAAUAAAGCAGCAAACAUAAACCUUACUACAUGUAUAUUAAAGUUGAAAGUUGAGUUAUAAGUUACUAUCGAUCAUAAUGUAACUAGCCCUUACCAUAUAAGAUCGUAAUGUAAAUCGGUCAAUUUUUGCAUUUGCGAUUUAUUUGCAUUAUUUCCAUGAACUCAAAAUAAAUGAAAUUUUUGAGACAAUUUGUGACUUGACAAGGUGUUUUGUGAACAAAAUGGAUUCAAUAAAGCUUGAGAUGGAAUCUGAAGAGCUGCAAGCAUGUCGCAUAUGUCUGGCUACUGAUGUUAAACUAUACGGAAUAUAUGAUAACAGAUUGGAUGAGGUAUUCAUGGAUAUUAUGGGCACUACGUUGUCAGUGUGGGACGGGCUCCCGCAGCAUUUGUGCGGCUGCUGCGGCACGCUGCUGCUCAAGAGCAGCGAACUCCGCCGCCGCUGCCGUCGCGCCGAAUUAUUGCUCCGGCAGUACAAGCACACGAUCACCACAGACUUCAUUCGAACCAUAGACAGAGUAGCUAACAAGCUUUCCCUCCAUCUAUCUAUCACCAACAUUGACUCUGACACAGACACUAAACCCGACACUAGCGUUGACACUAAACUUGACACAGUAACGAAACUCGACACAGACUUGAAACUCGAUGAUAAACAAGACAAUGACAGUGACGAAAAUGAUUCACAAUCAGUGUCAGCUUUCUGCGAACCCGAAAUAUAUCUAAAUGAUGUUAAAUAUUCACAAGUUAUCGCCACAGACAUAGACAUAGCAAACCGUAUGACAUUACGGAAAAGAGUUAAAACUGGUAAGAAGAGAAAAGAAAAAGUGAAAGUGAAAGAAGCGCAUAGAAAACAAAAAAAGGGUUUCAAAUGGUUUUUCAGUACAGAAGAGGAUUAUGUGAAAUUUGAAAACAAGUACAAUAUUAGAGUGGUGAAGCUGAACGAGGAGGAACAGAGACGGGAGAUGGAGGCGCGGAGAGAGUCAGAGAACUAUAGACACGCACAUGUGCGGUGCGAGAAGUGCUGCAAGGGAUUCUUGUCUAUGAUAACGUUUGAGAACCACAACAAGAUUCAUGACCCGAGUACCGGCGCGAACGAGUGCCCGCUAUGUUUCUCGCGUUACAAGUUCCCUACACACCUCCGCCAGCACGUGGUGGAGAGCCACGCGCAUAAAUAUGUGUGCAAGGUGUGCGACCAGGUGAUUCGGCGGCGGAGCGCCGCCAUGCUGCACUCUGCGUUCCACGCGGGCAGGACGUUCGAGUGCAAAUACUGCGGACGGACCUUCAAGAAAUCUUCAACCCGCUACACACACAUGCGCAUCCAGCACCCCGGCGAGAACGCGUCCGGGGGCGCCUGCGACGUCUGCGGGGAGACCUUCACCGGAGCCCUGGGGCUGCAGCAGCACAAGACCAGGAAACACAAUAAGCCUGCAGUGCCGGAGUUGAAGUGCAGUAUCUGCCUGGUCCAGUUCUCGAGUUUGGACGCCGUGGCCAGACACACGGACACCACGCCCGACAACAUCUGCGAUCCUAGUCUCAAGGCGUGCCCGGCGUGCGGGGAGACGUUCCCCGACGCGGCGCGGCUCGGCGCGCACGGCGCCGCGCACGCCGACACGCGCUAUAAGUGUGAUGACUGUAAUCAACCGUUCGCAACCAAGUCGUCUCUCAGCACGCACAUCGACCGCGUGCACUUGAAGAUCAAACCGCGGUACAAGCUCAUCUACAAGUACAGUGCGGCCAGGCGAGCCCAGCUAGACGAAUACAUGUGCGAAACCUGCGGCAAGGGGUACACGAGCUUCGCGAACCUGAAGACCCACCAGCUGCGUCACACCGGGGAGCGGCCCUUCCCCUGCCCGCAGUGCCCCAAGAGCUUCCUCACCGCCGCACAGGCGAAGGGGCACAAGGAGCGUGUGCACGCGGGCAUUAAGAAGUACCAGUGCGCGCAGUGCCCCAAGACUUUCCUAGACAAGAGCUCCGUCUACAAACACAAAGUGGUACACACAGGUGAGAAACCCUACGAGUGCCAAAUCUGCAACAAAACCUUCACCCAGUCCGGUUCGUUGUCCACACACGUCAAGUACGUGCACAUGAAGGUGAAGCCGCCGCCGAGGCGCCGGCGCGGGCUCGCUGCCAGCGGAGUCUAGAUCUCGUAGUCAAAUUAUCAGAGCGAAAAAUAACGAAACCAUAUUGAUGUGAAAGCUGCAAUAAAUUCACUUUUUGAUAUUUAACAAAUUUAACACAUAUGUGUGAACUACGUAAAAUAGUAGGAUUAAUUACAGGACAUAACACACUUAAUAAACACCUACACAAUAUGGGUAAAACAGACAGCCCCAUGUGCAGAGCGUGCAUGGAAGAAGAAGAAACAACAAAACACAUUCUCCUAGACUGCAAACAGGUAGAAGUAUACAGGAAGAAAUACCUAGGGACUCCGUGCACACUAGGAGAGGCAAUUAGCAACCUGAAAACUUUGCUAGGCUUCGUGGAGGAGCUGGGGUGGUUAGAGUAGCGCUACCUCGUUUCACGCAAAAUAGGCACAAUGGUUGUCGAUUUGCGGAAAAUGCCCAGAAGCACUAACUAACUAACUAACAUAUCAGUGAAAGAAUAAGGAUCAAAGUCAAAUAGCAUUCUAAAAGUUUUAAUCAUGCGUCGAAAGAUGGACGUAAAUCUACGUGGCUAUAAAGUUUGCUUUGACAAUACACCUCU
Cydia pomonella (codling moth) is the source of this 3118-nucleotide messenger RNA. Its product is annotated as zinc finger protein 737-like. Gene Ontology annotation, cellular component: nucleus. The record is from RefSeq and is a predicted model, not a curated record. Gene Ontology annotation, biological process: regulation of transcription by RNA polymerase II. Gene Ontology annotation, molecular function: zinc ion binding; DNA-binding transcription factor activity; RNA polymerase II cis-regulatory region sequence-specific DNA binding. The transcript is spliced from 12 exons. NCBI's taxonomy places the organism in Eukaryota, Metazoa, Arthropoda, Insecta, Lepidoptera, Tortricidae. Bases 643 to 2559 code for a protein of 638 amino acids.